Messenger RNA from Wyeomyia smithii (pitcher-plant mosquito), 1390 nucleotides. Its product is annotated as zinc finger protein 700-like. The record is from RefSeq and is a predicted model, not a curated record. Gene Ontology annotation, biological process: regulation of transcription by RNA polymerase II. The coding region runs from base 177 to 1361 and encodes 394 amino acids. The transcript is spliced from 3 exons. Gene Ontology annotation, molecular function: RNA polymerase II transcription regulatory region sequence-specific DNA binding; DNA-binding transcription factor activity, RNA polymerase II-specific. Lineage: Eukaryota; Metazoa; Arthropoda; Insecta; Diptera; Culicidae. Gene Ontology annotation, cellular component: nucleus.
CGAUUUUUCACUAUUAAAUACAAGAGAUCCAAUGCUGCUCAUCGCAUUUGUUUCACUCUAAAGUGAAGUUGUCCCCGAUAAACAGUAUUCAAACAUUCAGCGCAUUUACUGAACAAAAUCACGUUUGGCAAUUGCGCCAUUUACAUCCGUAGGGAAAAGAUAUUUCACGAAUCAACAUGGAAGAGCUGCAAAAUACGUCCAAUGAUAUGGAUUCAGUGAAUACGAUCGAAUCGAUUGCUAUUAACUACGAAUACCCUGCAGCAUCCAUUAUUGUAAAUGAAGAUGAAGUGGUUCAACAUGAGGAAACGGUCCAUACAGAGGAGGAUUCGUCGGCAAUGUACAACUGCGACUCCUGUGGUAUGGCGUUUCGUUCCAUCGAGGAACACAUCCGUCAAUACCAUCGAGAUGAGGAGGUCAUGAUUGAGCUGGAAGAAGAGCAGCUGGUCGAUGAUCAGGAUGAUUUUGGAAUAGCAGAGUUCACAGAUGAAGAUAGUUCCGAGGAAUCAUCUGGUUUCAAAUGCAGAAUUUGCAAAACAGAACUGCAAAGCGCAAGAAGCCUAAAACUUCAUUUAAAAAUGCAUGACAGAGAGAAGCAUUCAGGUGCGAAAGUGAACCUCGCAAAUCAUUGCAGCAUAUGCAAUAGGUCAUUCAGUAGUAGUGAGCAUUUGCAGCUGCAUAUUUUGGGUCACGGUGAAGCAUCCCGGCUGAUAAAAAUCAGUUCGACUGGGAGUGGCUAUCCGUGCAACUACUGUGGCAAACGAUUCAAGCGACCGCACGAAAAAGUGAAACAUGAACGAAUUCACACCGGUGAACGACCGUAUUGUUGUGAUAUCUGCGGGAAGCGAUUUCGUAUUUCGAAUUGCCUAACAAUCCACCUAAGGACGCACGAGGAUUCCCGACCAUUUGUUUGUCCGUACUGCAAGAAAAGGUUCAAAGUGCAAUCAGCCUACAACCACCAUUUGAAAACGCAUUCAAGUGUACGAAAUUAUCGCUGCUCCUUGUGUCCGAAAGCGUUCAAAACUGCUGUUCAGUUGAAUGGGCACAAAAAGUGUCACACCAAACCAUUCUCCUGCUCCGAAUGCAGUCGGCCCUUUGGAACUUUGUACGCUGUGCGUAAACAUAUGCAAGAACACCAGCUUGCGAAUAAUAAGCUCACUUAUGGCUGCGACAUUUGUGGAGCCCAUUAUGCUCGGGCGUUUGCUUUGCGCGAUCACCGGAAGGAGAAACAUGGUGUUGAAAAAUGUGGCGAUAAUGCGACCGUUGUUACCAAUAAUCAAACUGCUGAACGUAUUUCCGUGGUUCAUGAACAAAUUAUUCUUUCUGAUGUUGGACCUGACGUUACUGAGGAUGUGAUGUUAUAAAGCUCAAAUAAAUGAAAUUGAAACUGCAA